Molecule: messenger RNA, 2020 nt
Organism: Paramacrobiotus metropolitanus
Lineage: Eukaryota; Metazoa; Tardigrada; Eutardigrada; Parachela; Macrobiotidae
Exons: 3
Coding region: 305-2020 (571 amino acids)
Molecular function (GO): protein binding
Source: RefSeq, a predicted model, not a curated record
UAUUCGGUUAGUGUUUAAUUUUAUCUAGAGCUUGCAAGGAUGUCACGACGUGCAGGAGGGUUCUGCUCUUUAAUAUAGCGCAAACUAGACCGACUCAACAGCGACAAACAAAUUUAAUACGACAAAGAAUUUUAUCUCGUUAUAUGUUUCCAUGCAUCCUGAGUCCUGACUCAGGGGAUCUGGAUUAAUCUUGCAGACGGCAGUGCGUAAUAUUAUCUUUCCGGCACUGGCCAGUUGCCAGUGAUCUGAUCAGUGAUCUAACACGGGCAGACAGACGCAGUAAAUAAUAAUCACGAACGGCGCAAUGCUGAUUUACGGCGAUCGGGUGUACGCGUGGAACGCUGUGGACGUUCUCGUCGACGGUCGACUGCAGCACGGCCGCGUCAUCAGCGUGGUGGACGGCGGCCUGAUGAUUGAUUUCCAGUGGGGCACUCACAGUCAGCUGACACAGCGCGCGCAGCGGGUGGAAUACGGACGCAUCUUCCUCUGCAGCCAGCCGCCUCCGGGGCUCUGCCAACUAAACAACGACGUUCGUGUACAGUGGGUGCAGGUGUUGUUGCGGUAUGAACCGGCGGCGGCCUGGAUCUGGUACCGGGGACAGGUUCGCUCCGUCGCCUCCUACCGCUACGAGGAGUUUGUCAGCGUCGUAGCGGAACUGCCGCUGGCUCUGGUUCGCGCUGGCUGGCCCAGGAGACUGCUGCCCUGCUUUGUCCAAGAACUGGUGCCUUGCCAGCAGGUGCGCGAAGUGCAGCCAUCCGCGGGCGUCGAUGGCGGUCGGCCACGCGUGGAGCAGGGGGCCUUCGUGAUCCGCUGCUGCCCGCUGCCGGCCACCGCGGUGGCCAAGCGGCUUGGACAGAUCUUCGAUGGUCGACGGCACAACGUCUUGUUCGUUUCCCGCUUCAAUCAGACCCUCCUGUAUCUGCAACGGGAGACGGGCACGGCGCUGACCGCCGAGCAAGUGGAACGUCUCUGUGCAGACCGCCGCCUACCCGAAGUAGGCUUCCGAACCGCGCCGCUCCUGAUGCCGCGUCCGGUGCCGCUGUUGAUAGCCAGUCCGCCCGCUCCACCGGCCUGGAAGCCGACCAGCUACCCGACCACCGGCCGUGCGGCGGCCGUCCCUCCCGUCAGCCUGCCGCUGCCCGUGGAGUUGUGGCUGGAAGUGCUGCGCUCGCUGGACUCCAUCGGGCGCGUCCGCUGCCGCCGGGUGUGUCCCCUGUGGAACCGCCUACUGGCCCGCCACGCCUACUUCCCCGAUGUGCGCGUCGCCGGCACAGAGGGGGAGUAUGCGGCCGACCCGGUGGGGCCGUUGGAGCUCGAGGGCCUCAGCGUGUACUGGGUGGUGGCCUGCCUGCUCAAGUGCCUGACGCCGCGCACCACACGGGCGGUCUUCGUCAACCUGGCGCUGGACGACGCCCGCCAGCUGUCCGCACCGCUGCGGCACAUGCUGCAGGAGCGCCGCCUACCGCUGCUGCUCUUCUACAAGUGCCGGUUCGGUGCCGCCGACGCCGGCAUCCACGAGGUCGUGGCCCGUACCAGUGAGCUGGCCGUGCAGUGUCAGUGCGAGCGGAUGUUGUGGAAGCGGUGCCGCCUCGUGGAGUCCCAACUGGCGGCACUGGUAGUGCAGCACUCCUUCAGUACGCCGUGUACAAGUCAGCCGGAGACGGAGCGGCAGUUGUGGAGUGUCUGGGAGCAGCAUCUCCGGCACCAGCAGGCGCCAGCCAGCAACCGCCAGCAGCUGGCCGCAUGGCUGGCUGACUGCAUUGCGCACCAGCGCCAGCGGGAGGUUGAGAUUAACAAGAUUCUGCGGGGCCUCAACUGCUACCAGAGCCUGGAUCCCCGCGAGUCCACGCAGUACCGCCAUGUCCAGUGGACGCUGUCCAGCCUGGGCGACGUGGACGUCAGUCGGCUGAGUCCCCUGACGACGGCGUUCCUCCACGCGGCCCUGCUCUUCUUCCAGCGGACUCAGCUGAACGUGUUCCGUGGAAUCCGCGCAAUCCGACCCCGGCCGACGGAGACGUGA